AUGCUGCUGAGAAGCUCCUCGUCGCCCAUCUUGAACUCAGUGCGCCACAAGUCAACGGCAGGGUCGGGUUUGCCGCCGGAGCCCGACGCACUGCCCCAGCUGCCCAGGACCCGAUCUUUCUGCCUGACGAUGUCAUCUGAGGACGGCGCCGGGCGGAGCACUCCGACCCGGUUUUCGUUCGACUCUGAUCUCGGAGAUCCGCGUAGGCCCAAUAAGUGCCUGAGGCUGCCCACGACCCCCAGGCCCGCGAAAAUCAAGGAGAGAAGGGAACACGAUCUGGGGUCCGCAUUUUUAACGAGCUCGGGGCUGGGAUCGGCGGCGGAGGAGGAGUGUCUGGUGGCGUCGCCGGAGCCGCUGGUGGUGGGGGGAGGAGUCGGCGCCGGCGGGCGUGGGGGGAUGUGCGGUGGUGGUGGUGGUGGUGGUGGUGGACGGGGGUCUCGAUCGGGCCCGGAGCGUGGGCCCGAGGACACGGAUAUGUACUACGAGAUGAUGAUACAGGCUAAUCCCGGGAAUCCUCUUUUGCUUGCAAAUUAUGCUAAAUUCUUGAAAGAGGUUAAGGGAGAUUUUGCAAAGGCAGAGGAGUACUGUGGAAGGGCAAUUCUGGCGAACCCGAAUGAUGGGAGUAUGUUAUCACUCUAUGCUGAUCUAAUAUGGAAAACACAACAGGAUCCUGAAAGAGCUAAGCCUUAUUUUCAUCGAGCUGUUAAAGCCGACCCAAAUGACUGUUUUGUCGUGGCUUCGUAUGCUUUUUUCUUGUGGGCUACUGAGGAUGACGAGGAAGAGGAAGAGGAGGUAAAGACGCAGUACGGGACAGAGUCGAAUCAUACUAAUAAUUCACCUCCUAAGUUCUUCCAAGAAAAUGCUCACCGGCCUACUCUUGCUACAGCUUCGUAA
This is a messenger RNA of Striga hermonthica, 894 nucleotides long. Lineage: Eukaryota; Viridiplantae; Streptophyta; Magnoliopsida; Lamiales; Orobanchaceae. The record is from the annotation of a GenBank genome assembly.